Sinocyclocheilus rhinocerous is the source of this 394-nucleotide messenger RNA. Its product is annotated as receptor-type tyrosine-protein phosphatase T-like. The record is from RefSeq and is a predicted model, not a curated record. The transcript has 5 exons. Bases 116 to 394 code for a protein of 92 amino acids. NCBI's taxonomy places the organism in Eukaryota, Metazoa, Chordata, Actinopteri, Cypriniformes, Cyprinidae.
AAUAGGUAGGGGACAAAAUACCACGCCCUACAUACUUGUCAUUCCCAGUGAAGGUGCAUCUACCCAGAAUUCCAAUGACAUAGAGCCUGAAAAACAGGUGGACAGCACUGUAAAGAUGGCAGGCGUCAUUGCGGGAAUCCUCAUGUUUGUCAUCAUUCUCCUGGGCGUUCUCCUCACCUUCAAACGCAGAGAAAUCCACACCUGGAGAACUCUAAGUGUGGGAAGAAAUGCGUAUUCCUACUCUUAUUACCUGAAACUAGCUAAAAAACAGAAGGAGACAGCCAGCAGCAGCACGCAAAGAGAGAUGGGACCCGUAGGCACAGCGGAUAAAAGCACAGGAAAAGUCAGCACCUUACACAAGGACACAGAUUACUUUUUGGGCCAGAUUUACUAA